AAUAAUGACUGUUUUUCUCUUCCUUUAUUGACAAGUCUCUCUCUCACUCUCCCUCUCCCUCUCUCUCCCUCAAGCUUGUACUUGUACACAAACAACCAAUCCAAUUCUCAAAGGAAAAAGAAAGGAAUCCAGGAUUCUGAUUCUUACUUAAAAGCAUGCAAUGCGGUUGGGUUACAUCCAAAGAAAGCAAUCCCUUGCUUCACAUCCUAGGCAACACAGCAGCAGCAUGGAUGAUGCAAUGCAGUAUUACCUAUUCUUAAACCACCAAGCAAGCAAACUCGUCCAGCUGAAAGCUCUACACAUCACGGCUCCCACCCCUCCAGAUUCAGGCAGGCAAGCAAGCAAGGAAACCAACGCCAUGAACUCCACCUUGCCAUCUAUCUCCUUCCAAUCCCCCUGUUUCAAGCUUCAAUCAGCUCCUCGAUUGCGCCUCCGGCCUCCUCGACGACAGGAGACAGGAGGCGCUCACACAAGGAAACCAGGACUUCCCCUUAAGCCUGUAUACGCAGCACUCGGACCAGACAGAAAUGGCGGACUCAACAACCCCGACCGCAGAGGUGCCACCUUACCAUCUUCACCCCUGUCAGAUGUCGUCCAGGAGUUCUACUCCUCCCUCAAUGAGAAGAACAGCAAAAGGCUGGAUAAGUUGAUUGCCCCUGAUUGCGUCAUCGAGGAUACCGCAUAUUAUAAGCCACUGGAUGUCAAGUACACCCAUAUCUACUUCAAAAGACUGAUGGAAUCCAUGGGAAAGAAUGUCAAAUUUGCCAUCGAUGAGGUUUGUCAAGGUGCAGAGCACACCGCCGCAGUAAUGUGGCACCUUGAAUGGAAUGGAUACACCAUCCCCUUUACCAAGGGCUGCAGCUUCUACAUAUGUUCAGAAAAUGGAGAGGUGCUUCUUACCAGGAAAGUUCAUAUCUUUGAUGAGUCACCACUGAAACCAGGAAAAUGGGCAUUGGAAAUACUCAACAUUGUCACCAACUUACUCAACAUGUUCCCAAAAAUAGCUGAAGGUUUCCUCAAGGAUCCAGAAGCAGUAGUUCAACCUUUUGUAAAGCUCUACAAGUUUUAUGUGGAGCCUUUUAUCCUCCCAUUUCUAGCAUACUAUACCCACUUCUGGACAUUUGUGGCUCGAGGAUUGACUGUGGUGCUCCAUAUCUUGUAUAACUUAAUUAAACGGCUCAUAUAAAGAGAUGGAGUGACUGAAAUUCAGAUAAA
Messenger RNA from Panicum virgatum (switchgrass), 1215 nucleotides. RefSeq lists its product as uncharacterized. Lineage: Eukaryota; Viridiplantae; Streptophyta; Magnoliopsida; Poales; Poaceae. The record is from RefSeq and is a predicted model, not a curated record. The transcript has 6 exons. Bases 161 to 1186 code for a protein of 341 amino acids.